This is a messenger RNA of Coniosporium apollinis CBS 100218, 474 nucleotides long. RefSeq lists its product as uncharacterized. The coding region runs from base 1 to 474 and encodes 157 amino acids. The record is from RefSeq and is a predicted model, not a curated record. Lineage: Eukaryota; Fungi; Ascomycota; Dothideomycetes. The transcript has a single exon.
AUGGAGCAGAAGUGGGACGAUAGCGGCGCUGGAACGCUGCAUGGGAUCACCAGCAGAGAUUUCCCGAACUUCUUGUUUCCGGGACCGCAGCAGGCUGCUGCCAGUGCGAACCAAGCUUUCCUGCUCGACUUGUUGGCGGAGCACGUGGCUUAUAUUCUGUCUCAGGCGACGCAGAAGGCUAAGGCUGCUGGCCUGGAGAAGGUUGUGGUCGAGCCGAGCGCAGCUGCGGAGCAGGAAUGGUCCAUGCGGAUCAUGGCUGGAGCGGUAGCUUUGGCGAGCCUGGCAGGGUGCACACCGAGCUACUACAACCGUGAGGGAGAGUUUGCGAGGAUCUCUACCCAGGAAGAACAGAUGAAGGCGGCGAAGGGCGGCAUCUGGAGUCGGGGACCUGUGAACUAUGCGGAGGUUAUAGAAGGGUGGCGGAGGAGUGGAGACUUGAAGGGACUGGAGAUUACAGUGGGCGAUAGUAAUUGA